AUGCGGGGGUGGGAUUACCUCACAUUGCUGAAGCAGAGGACGCAGAAAUUCGCCCACUGGUACAGAACAUCCAGCAUAGGUCACCGCAACUUCGUCUGGGUAUUCGUUGGCUGUCUCUGUGGAUACGCUUAUGGCACCCUAGAAUAUGUGAAGAAAAAGAAAGGCAAGGGCAUCUAUGCCGAUUUAAUCUACGUGGACGAAUUCAUUGUUGAUGAGAAGAACAUACGGGACUUCGAGAAGAGCUACAACCAGCUGAAUAUCCACUCCUUUAAGAGCAAAGGAUAUCAGUACACAAAACUUUUUAAAGCAAUCAAUUUGAAAAACUCGCCCCUCAGCUACCUUCAGCUGAGGCUCUGGAACAAUACAGACUCCUACGAGGCGUAUUUGAGAAGCGAGGAUAUUCGUGGCCUCACAGAAAAGAUGAAGAAGCAGUGUCUGUUUCACUCUACCGAUAAGUACGAGACGAUUGUGGACGACUCCAUUGUGCGCCUGAUUCAGUAG
Messenger RNA from Plasmodium inui San Antonio 1, 501 nucleotides. RefSeq lists its product as hypothetical. Lineage: Eukaryota; Apicomplexa; Aconoidasida; Haemosporida; Plasmodiidae. The coding region runs from base 1 to 501 and encodes 166 amino acids. The record is from RefSeq and is a predicted model, not a curated record. The transcript has a single exon.